AUCAUCAAUUAACACAUACUGUCCCUCAAAACACCAUGUCCCGGGGUCAAUUGGCACAUUCCCGGUAUAAAACAACCUCAAAAAACAAGCAGUACGGGUAAUGUGGGAGGUACCAAAGUGUCAAAAAUACAUCCACCUACCAUUCCAAACCUUUUUCCCAUCUUAUGGGGUUGUUUCAACAACUUUUCCAGUUUUUCCAAUUAUUGCUUUUUACCCUUACUUUCCAUUUUGGGGCCCACAUAAAAAUAUUUUUUGGGAGAAAAAAGGUGACAAAAUGAAGAUUAAUACCUAUUCUUUGGAUUCCUUUGAAAAAAAAAAAAAGAAAAAAAGGUAUGUGUUACUACCAGUCGGAUGUUCACUACAAUCUUUACGAGAAUUUUAAUAUAAAGCUCUCCAGGGGAAGGUGGGCAACUCAAGCUUGAAUAUCUAAAAUUUAGUUAUUCAACCUUGGGGCCUUCUCCGGACAUGAGGUAGGUUGUGUGCAUUGCCAAACGUUAGUACAAUGCACAGAGAAAUCUCACCGAGUCACCGGUAAACAUGAUUUAUCACUCAAGCUAAACAACAGGUAAAAUCUCAACCCUCAAUUAUAUCAUUUCAAUCUAUAGAAUUCUUUCGACGGAUAAACUCUUUGUGAAAUUAAUCAAUUGAUCCAAUCUUAAGUGUGUACGGAUUAUGUCAUUUUUGUGUUUGUUCUUGAAUGGCGCAUGGUAUUCGUUGUCCAAUUGGAAUAUCCGUAAAAUUAAUGUUCCGGGGUUUGAGUUGUCGUUCUGCCAUGGACUCCGAUCAUCUUCUCUUAUUGAUUUUCCUGGCUUUCUCAUCUCGGGAGCCCCAGUUGAUGUGAAUGUUGCUAAUGGAUUGGAUUAAAUGUAGAUAAUAAACACCCGACCACUUGCUUGAAUGCAAGGUUGCGACAAAUAGCCUCUAUGUCCUGCCAACUACGCAAAGAAGAUAUCUUGGCCUCCUUCUUUAACAAGUUUGAGAAUUUCUUUGACCAGUUCUUAAGCCAAGGUUUCAAACCUUUAGAGGAACUCUACUACCAGACUUGGUUGCACAGUGGACAAAGAGUUAUUGUACAGGAUACACGUGAAGGCCAAACAGUGGAUAAUGCUGCUACUAUUCAGGGAUUGACAUCAUCGGGAUAUCUAUUGGCAAUUGGAGAUGAUGGUCAAAUGUGUGAACUUCACCCAGAUGGCAAUAGCCUUGACUUCUUCAAAAGAUUAGUCAGACACAAAUUGAGUUGAAGAGUGCUCUACCAUUCUUUUUCAUGUGCUAUUUAUGAGGUGAGCUAAAAAAAAGAGGAGUGCAGUACAUGAGUACAUGGUAUUUAUGUUGCAGCCUGCAGGAGUGAGAUUGAGCUGGAAAGUUGUUGUUUGGCAGGGGUGAGUCAGCAGCCAAGAAUUGAAGAUAGAGAGAGAAAUCUAUGGAAUCAGAUCCUAAUCGUCUUUGUUGAAUUGUUGUUGGCUAGUACCAGUAUUAGCGUUUCAAUUUCAUCAAUCAAACAAACUUCAUAUCAACUGAACCUGAUUCGCCUUCUAGAACUGUUUUCUUUUGUCAGGGAUGCCUUCUCUUCUCUUCCUCCCAUUGUUUUUUCUUUUUUGUUUUACAUCAUUAGUAUUAAGUACUACUCGUACGUAGUAUUAUAUUAAUAAUCAUUUUUGGUUUUGGCUACUACUCGUAUCUUCUUUUUUUAUGUUGCACAUGAAUAAAUUAAUUAUUGAUUCGCCUUCCACAAUCACUUUACAGUUUACACAUUACAAAUAGAUGCAAUUAUCACUGUGCCCACAAUUGACCAUCUCAAUUCAACUGUAACUAUCUUGCUUUUUGUCCCCUUUUCUUGCCCGCGGCCCUUUAUGUCUCGCUAAUUUCAUUUUGCUUACUAGUACUAGAUUUGAUGUCUUGUCAUUACUCCAUCCUAAAUCACCCUCCUUUGUUUAGCUUAACAACACAAAACACGGUCAAGAGUCGACAUAUAUAAUAUAUGGAGUAUCCGAUACUCCAAAGACUCAUACGUCUUGGGCGUUGUAACUACCUUCGUCUUCAUGUAAUAUUCAAUGCAUAUGAUUACAAGUUUGGCAAUGGAGAGAAUAUUAUUCGAAAAUUUGGCUAGGAUCAAAAGGGUGAAUACAACAUUAAACAAAGACUAGUAUAGGCAUGACCAAGAAAAGUAGAGUUAAGAUUUCCAUGUGUCUCUUUAAACAUGACUUAGUAUAAUUUGGAAAAGAUUGUCUUUAAAUUCAAGUAAAGAGUUUUAUAAUCUAGGUGAUUGUUCAAUUUCGAUAGCUAAAGUCAAGUGAUGAUUAUCGCGUUAUACUUUUUGGUGUAAAUGCAUUAAACAAAUCCAAACCCGUGAAAUUAUACUUGUUGUAGAUAUGAGUAAUCUGAUUACUGAGAGCAAAGGCAAAGAAUAGCAGGCUAGCAGCCAUUUUGUACUCAUGAAACCAUUAGCAAGCGUAAUGAUUAAGCUAAUAACUAAGUCUAAACCAUCCUAUGAAGUAUGAAUGCAAAGAAA
Messenger RNA from Chenopodium quinoa (quinoa), 2509 nucleotides. Its product is annotated as biotin--protein ligase 2-like. Gene Ontology annotation, cellular component: cytoplasm. Gene Ontology annotation, biological process: protein modification process. The record is from RefSeq and is a predicted model, not a curated record. The transcript has 7 exons. Gene Ontology annotation, molecular function: biotin--[biotin carboxyl-carrier protein] ligase activity. Bases 924 to 1241 code for a protein of 105 amino acids. NCBI's taxonomy places the organism in Eukaryota, Viridiplantae, Streptophyta, Magnoliopsida, Caryophyllales, Amaranthaceae.